AUGCAUCUUACUAUUUUACAUAUUCCAAGUAAAGGAUGUGAACAAUUUGAACCAUUCAUGAUCGAUUUUGAUCCAUCUUUCACUAUUAUUCAAAUUAAAGACAAAAUUGCACAGUAUAUCAACGUAUUCCCAUGUGAUCAAUUCUUAAGUUUUGAAGGUCGAACACUUGAAGAUAAACAUACUCUUACAUCAUACGAGAAUAUUAAGAAUGAAAGUAAUUUGUGGAUGGUAACAUGUCCGGAAGUUAUUCGUGAAAAAUAUCAUGUAUUUGUUUCGAUUUAUACUACCAAUAAUGAACGUAAUGUUGUUGAUUUAGACAUUUUUUAUUAUGAUACAGUGGCUCAAGUUAAGCACGCUAUCUAUGAACGCACUUCGAUACCUAUGGACCAACAAAGAAUUGUUUUUGCAGGCAAACAAAUUGAAGACAAUCGAAUUUUCUCGAAUUAUGGUAUUCAAAAGGACUCUACUGUGCAUCUAAUUAUUAGGUCAUAG
Molecule: messenger RNA, 492 nt
Organism: Adineta steineri
Lineage: Eukaryota; Metazoa; Rotifera; Eurotatoria; Adinetida; Adinetidae
Source: the annotation of a GenBank genome assembly